Juglans regia (Persian walnut) is the source of this 720-nucleotide messenger RNA. RefSeq lists its product as uncharacterized. Lineage: Eukaryota; Viridiplantae; Streptophyta; Magnoliopsida; Fagales; Juglandaceae. Bases 1 to 720 code for a protein of 239 amino acids. The transcript is spliced from 2 exons. Gene Ontology annotation, molecular function: nucleic acid binding; RNA-DNA hybrid ribonuclease activity. The record is from RefSeq and is a predicted model, not a curated record.
AUGCAUGCCGUGUGGAGCUACCCAGCUGCCUCAGAUGUGUGGUCUGAAGGUAAUAGUCCAGUGCAUAAAUUGGGUGUUUUAGAUUUUGGCUUUGAAGAACUGUGGGGAAAGCUUAAUGCUACUCUUAAAAUAGAUGAAGUGGAAAUGGGACUAGCUGAAUACAAGAUGGCCCAGGACCAACUACAGACAAACCAGGUGAGAAGCAAUGCUGAUAGGAGUGUGACUAAAUGGGAAAAACCAGGUGGAUCAGUGAUAAAAGCAAACUGGGAUGCUGCCGUGGAUGCAAAGAACAAAUGCGUGGGAAUUGGAGUGGUUGUCAGGGACUCAAAUGGGGAGAUUCUUGCUUGCCUCUGCUCAAGAUUUGCUCAUAACAGCAACCCGUAUGUAGCUGAAGCUCUGAGCUUAAGGAAGGCAGUAACAUUUUGUAGUGAAAUGGGAUUUUCAGAUGUAGUGUUGGGAGGGGACUCUUUAAUAAUAGUGAAUGCUACUAAGAGUGGGGAAGAAAUAGGGGCUGAAUAUGGUUGUAUCAUUGAUGAUGUGAGGAGAAUUAUGAAUGGGAGAUUGAGUUGGGAUGUUCGGUUUGUGUAUAGAGAGGCUAACAACACUGCACACAAACUAGCAAGAUUAGCUCUUACUGUUGGAGAUGAAAAUGUUUGGAUUGAGGAUAAUCCUGUGGAAAUAGCUAGUGAUAUUCUUGUAGAAAAACUUUGUAACGACUGA